AUCUUCAAAGCCUCCCUGAAUGAAAGCAAUAUCCCUAUCCACUGACUAGCGGGAAUUGCAAGCCCAAGAUAGCCCAAACUGGAGGAGAAGCAUCCCCGCGAAAAUGCCAACCGUUUCGAUCGUCUGCGGCAGGCGUUGAUGAAGGCCAAGCGGAAUGUAGCGUGCGAAAGCCCGAGCAUCCCACCCACUGGCUCCAGUAAACACCGCCUUGCCCCACCUGUGGCAGGACUGAGUGGUUCCAGCAUUGAACUUUCACAACAGCCGAGUGAAGGAAAGUCAUCUUCACUGCCCAGGGACUGCCUAAUAAAAAUGGACACCAGUAGACAGGUCGAAAUGGGAAUGAAGAAUCAUGAAAUUGUUCCACCUAGUCUUAUUGCUUCAAUAUCAAACCUUAAACAUGGUGGAUGCAAUAAGAUCCUGCGUGAAUUGGUAAAACACAAACUGUUGGCUUAUGAGAGAACAAAAACAGUUCAGGGUUAUCGAUUGACAAAUGCUGGAUAUGAUUAUCUCGCUCUGAAAACUCUUUCUUCACGAAAUGUCUUUAAUUCAGUUGGAAAUCAAAUGGGUGUUGGCAAAGAAUCUGAUAUUUAUAUUGUUGCAAAUGAAGAGGAAGAACAGUUUGCUUUAAAACUGCACAGGUUGGGUCGUACAUCAUUUCGGAAUCUGAAGAACAAACGUGACUACCACAAACACAGACAAAAAAUGUCAUGGCUUUAUCUCUCUCGUCUCGCAGCAAUGAAAGAAUAUGCGUAUAUGAAGGCAUUAUCUGACCGAGGAUUCCCUGUUCCCAAACCAGUUGAUUUCAACAGACAUGCUGUAGUCAUGGAGCUCAUAAAUGGCUACCCCAUGUGUCAAGUUCACCAGCUUGAUAAUCCUGCAGAAACAUAUAACGAAUUGAUGGAUCUUAUUGUUAAACUUGCUAAUCAUGGUUUAAUUCAUGGUGACUUCAAUGAAUUUAACUUGAUGUUGGAUGAUGAGGACCAUGUCACAAUGAUUGACUUUCCACAGAUGGUAUCUACAUCUCAUCUAAAUGCUGAAUGGUACUUUAAUCGAGAUGUAAAAUGCAUUCGUGAUUUUUUUAUCAAACGCUUUAACUACGAAAGUGAACUUUAUCCAACAUUCAAGGAUAUCAGAAAGGUGGCUUCACUGGAUGUGGAGAUUGAGGUCAGUGGUUACACUAAAGAACUCCAAGAAGAUUCUGAGCUGCUACAUGCUUCAGGCCCUGAAACAGAUGAUGUUGAAACCGGAUUUUCAGAAGAUGAUUUGGAUGAUGAAAGUAAAUUCUCAAAUAAAACAUUUGAAAAUGUUGAUUUGGUUUCUGAAAAUAAGACAGACACUAAAGAGAUUCCUACUCCUAAUUUCAACAUUGUGGAAAAAACAUGUACAGAAGUUGCAGAAACCAGUGAAGUUGAAAAUAUUGAUCUGCAAAAUCUGAAAAUAAAUGUACACGAUACUGAAAAGCAAUAUACUGAAGUUGUUGAUACUGUUGAACUCUCUAAUGUCGAUACAGAAUAUAAUCUUGAACAUUCCUCCGAAGCUGUGCAUCAUACAGGCCAGAGUGAUGAGGAUCUAAGAAAUGAAGAGAAAUGCCCAGACUUAAUCGAUCUAUCAACUCAAAACAAGGAAUUUAGACCUUUCAGGUACUAA
Messenger RNA from Rhincodon typus (whale shark), 1647 nucleotides. It is a transcript of the gene riok2, whose product is annotated as RIO kinase 2 (yeast). Bases 139 to 1647 code for a protein of 502 amino acids. Gene Ontology annotation, cellular component: nucleus; cytosol; preribosome, small subunit precursor. The transcript is spliced from 8 exons. Gene Ontology annotation, biological process: protein phosphorylation; maturation of SSU-rRNA. The record is from RefSeq and is a predicted model, not a curated record. NCBI's taxonomy places the organism in Eukaryota, Metazoa, Chordata, Chondrichthyes, Orectolobiformes, Rhincodontidae. Gene Ontology annotation, molecular function: protein serine/threonine kinase activity; ATP binding.